AUGGCGUCCGCGGCGACCAUGCCCGAUGGCACUGCCGCCAGCUUUCCCGACGGUACUGUCGAUUAUACGCCUCUCAGAUCAUCCGCGAAGGAUCUGCGGAAGCCUCAUAUCACCGAAUUUCCCAUCACCCUCAAUAACUGGUACAAACACGUCAACUGGCUGAAUACCUUCUUCAUCAUCGGUAUCCCCAUGCUUGGUCUCAUCAGUGCCUACUGGGUUCCUCUGCAGUGGAAGACCGCCGCCUUCGCCGUCUUCUACUACUUCAACAGCGGUCUCGGAAUAACUGCAGGAUACCAUCGACUAUGGGCACACACCUCGUACAAGGCGACCUUGCCGCUGAAAAUCUAUCUCGCCGCUAUGGGCGCAGCGUCCGUCGAGGGCAGCUGUAGAUGGUGGAGUCGAGGUCACCGCGCCCAUCACAGAUACACGGAUACAGAGAAGGACCCCUACAGUGUGAGAAAGGGACUUCUGUACUCUCACAUUGGUUGGAUGGUUAUGCAGCAGAACCCCAAGCGCAUAGGCCGAAGCGACAUCACCGACCUUAACGAGGACCCCGUCGUUGUGUUCCAACACAGGUAUUACCUAAGCUGCGUCCUCACUAUGGCUUUGAUCUUCCCCACUCUUGUGUGUGGUCUUGGUUGGGGUGAUUGGUUCGGCGGAUACAUCUACGCUGGGAUUCUUCGAAUCUUUUUCGUCCAGCAAGCAACUUUCUGCGUCAACUCUCUCGCUCACUGGCUCGGCGACCAACCAUUCGACGACCGCAACUCUCCUCGAGACCACGUCAUCACCGCCCUGGUCACUCUCGGCGAGGGAUACCACAACUUCCACCACGAAUUCCCCUCUGAUUACCGCAACGCCAUCCAAUGGUGGCAGUAUGACCCGACCAAGUGGAUGAUCUUCACCUGGAAGAAGCUCGGCCUGGCCUACGAUCUCAAGCAAUUCCGCCAGAACGAGAUCGAGAAGGGCAGACUUCAACAGCUCCAGAAGAAACUCGACCAGAAGCGCGCUACUCUUGACUGGGGUGUUCCUCUUGAGCAGCUUCCCGUUAUCCACUGGGAUGACUUCGUUGCUGAGGCCAAGAAUGGAAAGGCUCUCGUGGCCGUUGCCGGAGUUAUCCAUGAUGUGACCGACUUCGUCAAGGAGCAUCCUGGUGGCAAGGCUCUUAUCUCCUCGGCCAUUGGCAAGGAUGCCACUGCCAUCUUCAACGGUGGUGUAUACCUCCACUCCAACGCUGCUCACAACCUACUUUCCACGAUGCGCGUUGGUGUCCUCCGCGGUGGCUGCGAAGUUGAGAUAUGGAAGCGAGCUCAGAUGGAGAAUAAGGAUGUCACCUACGUCAACGAUUCGGAGGGCCGUCGUAUUGUCCGUGCUGGCGACCAAGUCACCAAAGUUGCGCAGCCAACUGCAAGCGCCAAUGCCGCAUGA
Anthostomella pinea is the source of this 1425-nucleotide messenger RNA. The record is from the annotation of a GenBank genome assembly. Lineage: Eukaryota; Fungi; Ascomycota; Sordariomycetes; Xylariales; Xylariaceae.